CACCCUGGCUCUGCAGAGAUGCCAAGGAGCGGGACAGCAUGAAGGAGGAGAGCAGCGCCGAUGUCUCUGUGCGCUCCAGGAAGAGGAAGGCAAAUGUGGCCGUUUUUUUGCAGGAUCCAGAUGAAGAAAUUGCCAAAAUUGACAGGAGGGUGAGAAGCCAGUGUGGCGGUCAGCCUUGGGACAGUAAUGCAGUCUGUGAAAACCCCUGCUCCCUGAUUCCCACCCCUGACAAAGAAGAGGACGAGCUGGUGUACCCAAACUACGCGCCGCAGAGCUUCGCGCCACCACGGGCCUCCCCACUGCCCGUGCUGAACUGGGCAAACAGAGAGGAGGUUUGGAAAAUCAUGUUAAACAAGGAGAAGACGUACUUGAGGGAUAAGCACUUUCUGCAGCGGCACCCUCUUCUGCAGCCCAAAAUGCGAGCAAUUCUGCUGGACUGGUUAAUGGAGGUGUGUGAAGUCUAUAAACUUCACAGAGAGACAUUUUACUUGGCACAGGAUUUCUUUGAUCGAUAUAUGGCAACACAACAAAAUGUCGUAAAAACACUUUUACAGCUUAUUGGGAUUUCUUCUUUAUUUAUUGCUGCCAAACUUGAGGAAAUCUAUCCUCCAAAGCUGCACCAGUUUGCCUAUGUUACAGACGGGGCUUGUUCAGGAGACGAAAUUCUUACCAUGGAAUUAAUCAUUAUGAAGGCUCUUAAGUGGCAUUUGAGUCCCCUGACCACUGUGUCCUGGCUGAACGUGUACAUGCAGGUUGCGUAUCUGAACGACCUGUGUGAGGUGCUCCUGCCGCAGUACCCCCAGCAGAUCUUCAUACAGAUUGCGGAGCUUUUAGACCUCUGUGUCCUGGAUGUUGGCUGCUUUGAGUUUUCCUACGGUGUCCUUGCUGCUUCUGCCUUGUAUCAUUUCUCUUCAUCUGAAUUGAUGCAAAAGGUUUCUGGGUACCAGUGGGGCGACAUAGAGAAGUGUGUGAAGUGGAUGGUCCCGUUCGCCAUGGUCAUACGGGAGACGGGGAGUUCCAAACUGAAGCACUUCAGGGGAGUUCCUGCUGAAGACGCACACAACAUCCAGACCCACAUCAACAGCUUGGAUUUGCUGGACAAAGCCCAAGCAAAGAAAGCCAUACUGUCUGAACAAAAUAGGAUUUCUCCUCCCCCCACGGGGGUCCUCACCCCCCCACAGAGCAGUAAGAAGCAGAGCAGCGGGCAGGGGACUGCAUGACCACGCCCGCAUCUCCACCAAAGACAGUCGUGCGAAGUGCCUAUGCCGAGUCUCUU
Molecule: messenger RNA, 1276 nt
Organism: Ceratotherium simum simum (southern white rhinoceros)
Lineage: Eukaryota; Metazoa; Chordata; Mammalia; Perissodactyla; Rhinocerotidae
Source: RefSeq, a predicted model, not a curated record